Messenger RNA from Schizosaccharomyces cryophilus OY26, 3579 nucleotides. Its product is annotated as Ca2/Mn2 transporting P-type ATPase P5 type Cta5. The record is from RefSeq and is a predicted model, not a curated record. Gene Ontology annotation, biological process: intracellular calcium ion homeostasis. Gene Ontology annotation, molecular function: ATP hydrolysis activity; ATP binding; P-type transmembrane transporter activity. Gene Ontology annotation, cellular component: membrane. The transcript is spliced from 4 exons. Lineage: Eukaryota; Fungi; Ascomycota; Schizosaccharomycetes; Schizosaccharomycetales; Schizosaccharomycetaceae. The coding region runs from base 230 to 3514 and encodes 1094 amino acids.
CUACUUCUUCGCUUUUUUUUAUAAUUGACUUUGUUUUUGUAUAAUUAACUUAGAAAAAAAAAUUUACCAAUUUAGUCCUUGCAGCUCUUUGAUUUGGUUCGUCGUUCUGUAAAAUCACAAACAAUUCAUACUGCUAACGAUUGCGCGUCUACUUAUAAUUUCUGAUGGAUUCCCCUUUAUAACAGCCAUUAUAGACCCAUUUUCGCUUGGUUAGUUCUCUGUGAAGACAAUGGUUGAAAUACAAUUGGAAGAAUUAGGAUCAGAUGAAUUUUCAGAAUAUACGAAAACGUACCUACUGAACCAGAGGCUUGAUUUAUCAGAAGAAGAAGCUGUCGUUAUACACCCCUAUAAAGUUAAAUAUGCAAGGGAGCUUGUAUUGACUAUAGCCGAAAUCCUCUCAUUGGGGCUUUUUAAAUUAUUUCUGUUGUGGUUUCCCCAAUAUAGGGCGUCUUGGACCAGUCAGCCAUGUGGGAUUGAUGACAUAGAAUAUGUGGAAGUAAUUGAUCAAAAAGGCAAUAGCUCCAUAGAGAAGGUUUAUAAACGAUCAUUCAAGGAAACAAUCCCAACCUCAAAUGCACAAUUACCAGUACUAAAAUCCAUCCCAUGUUUCAAUUAUAAAAGUUUGAAGCUUUAUUUGAAUGUGGUAACGGUAGAAUGGGUCAUGCUUUCAUCGGAGGCUCAUGCUUUUCAGUUGUAUGCAUCUCAACUAAAUUAUUUCAAUUGGGGUCUCAAUACACAAACAGUUUCCAAUCUUAGACAGACUUAUGGGCAAAAUUUAUUAAAAUUAGAGGAAAAAAGCAUAAUGCGCAUCCUUAUACAUGAGGUUUUGCAUCCUUUUUAUAUAUUUCAGCUGUUUUCCAUCGUUCUAUGGCUCCUUGACAAUUUUUUUUUCUAUUCCUGUUGUAUUUUUAUGAUUUCGCUAUGUAGCAUAUACUUUGCUAUUAAAGAAUCAAAAGAUUCUGACGCUCGUGUACAUUCCAUAAUUGGCGAGUCCGAUACAUUUACAGUUAUUCGCGAUAAAAGAAAGAAACAAGUGUGUGGAGAUGAAUUGGUAACCGGCGAUCUUAUAUGCUUGACAAAUGACGAACGCAAAACUUGCCCAGUUGAUGGCUUAGUACUUUCCGGUAGUUGUUUGGUAGACGAAAGCAUGUUGACAGGUGAAUCAGUACCUGCUAACAAGUAUGCUCUUGAAGAAUUAUCUUUAGAUUCCUUCAUAAAAAAUGCUUUUAACGUUUUUUCAUCCCAUGUACUUCAUGCUGGAACCAAAUUCUUACAAGUGAAUAGCACGUUGGAAAUGCCUUGCUAUGUAAUUACUAUUCGAACGGGGUUUUCUUCCAGGAGAGGAAAGUUAAUUCGAGAUUUACUGUACCCUAAAAUGAGGGUAUCACAAUUAUACAAAGAUUCGAUGUCUUUUCUAAAGUUAAUGAUUAUCUUCUCUCUUUUUUCUGUCUUUUUUCUAUCCCUAUACCUAUUCAAGUAUAAUGCUCCUUUCAGUCAUAUAAUUAUUCGAUCACUAGAUGUCAUUACCAUUUUAAUUCCUCCAGCAUUACCUGCUACUCUUUCUAUCGGAAUUGCAAAUGCUGUUUAUAGACUCUCUCAAGGAUGCAUCUUUACGUCAAAUCCAGAAUGCAUAUCCACGGCUGGCAAUAUAGAUACUUUCGUUUUUGACAAAACUGGCACUAUCACCGAAGAAAAUGUGCAAUUGUCUCACUCUUAUGUUAAAGAUACACAGAAUAAUUUGGAAGUUGCUCAAAAUGCUCACCAAUUUUCAAUGUCAAAGACACUUAUCUCAAACAUUAGCACUUGCUGCCAAUCUUUACAAAUUGUGGAUGGAAACAUUAUAGGUGAUCCUUUAGAAUUAGCAUUGUUUAAUUAUUUCAACGGAAGGUUUAUAAAUUCGUUUGAAUUUAAUGUACGUCCGCGAGAUGCCUUAUUUACUGUCAUGAAUGGGAAAGACGGCCAAGAAAUUGCCUAUAGUGUUACGCGGUCGUUAGAGUUUGAUCCUGUUUUAAGAAGAAUGUCCGUCAUUGCUGUCGGCAAUAAUAAAAAAACACCAAUGCUCUUUUCAAAAGGUGCGCCUGAAUCAAUUUUGGAUAUUUGUUCUUCGAGGACAAUUCCAAAUAACCUUUAUCACUUAUUAGAGAUACUUUCGUUCAAGGGUUUUAGAAUACUAGCAUGUGCUUGGAAACCUCUCAAAAGUGAAACAGAUUUGCAACAGAUAUCUCGUGGAUCAUUAGAAAGGGAUUUAGUUUUCGAAGGAUUACUAGUCUUUGAAAGUAAAAUAAAAAAAGAAUCACGUAAUGUGAUGAAUGUCCUUAACAAAGCAAACAUGCACAUUGCCGUAUGCUCAGGCGACAGUUUAUGGACGAGUGUGUAUGUCGCUAGACAGUCUGGCGUUUUUGGUUCCUCUUUGUUCGUUUAUGUGGAAGAUAGCGAAGAAAAGUAUGAGCUUAUUCGAUCUACUGACGACGAAGUAAAGUUCAAGUUAUACAAUGUUAAAGAGGAUUGCUAUUUAUCUACUGCAAAACAUACGACCUUUGAUUAUAUACUAAGCGAUGAAAACUCAGCUAUAGCGAUAACUGGAGGAUUAUUGCGAAAAAUCACUGAAAGUUUUGGCGAAGAAAAACUGAGAAGUAUAAUAAAGAAGACAAAAGUUUUAGCCCGGAUGUCGCCGUCUGAAAAAUCCAAAUACGUCGAGCUUUGUAGAGUGUUUCAAAGUAACGUUGGAUUUUGUGGUGAUGGAGCAAACGAUUGUUUAGCUCUCAGACGUUCUGAUGUGAGCGUGUCAUUGUCGGAUACUGAAGCUUGUGCUGCUGCAUCAUUCAUAAGCCAAAAAAAAUCCGUUUUGGAUAUUAUAGCAAUAAUGCUAGAAGGAAGGUGUUCCAUUGUCACCAGCUAUCGUUGUUUUCAAUAUAUGGUGAUGAGCGCGAUAAUCCAAUUUUCAGGAACAAUUCUUUUGUAUUUAAGGAAUUAUAAUUACAAUGACUCUCAGUUUCUAUUUAUGGAUUUAGCAAUCGUUUUCCCUUUGUCGGCUGCAAUGAGCCAUUUCGCACCAAGUGAUAUAAUUACCUCCAACGCACCUUCUUCGACUUUAUUUAAAAAACCAAGCUUAUUCCUCUUGGGAUUACUGUCAGGAGUGGUUUUAUCGUCACAAUGGUUACUGGAUGUGCUCCUUGUAAAGCUUGAUUCAACUUCUCUUCCAACAUGGCAAGCCGGGAAAUCAAAUACAGAAAAUGCAUUAGUGUCUUGCUCUUUUCUAUUAACUUGCCUACAGUAUGUUGGAGUGAAUCUUAUCAUAAAUCGGAAAUCUGAGUUCCUUUCACCUAUAUGGAAAAACAAGCUUUACGUUUCUUCUUCUAUAAUUAUCGGGGUUGUUUGCCUUUUCAUAUGCUUUUUAAACAAUCAACAUUGGGUGUCUAAAGUCUUACACAUUGUUUCAUUACCUAUAUCCUAUCGGUUCAUCAUCGUAUUGUUGGGUACAAUUCCGUUUUUAGUUGUUUAUUUAUUCUUAUAAUAAAUGGAAAAGGUCCUCAUUCAAGAAAGUUUAAUCUGUAAAUAGAAAUGCAUUCACAAACUCCA